This is a messenger RNA of Staurois parvus, 415 nucleotides long. The record is from the annotation of a GenBank genome assembly. NCBI's taxonomy places the organism in Eukaryota, Metazoa, Chordata, Amphibia, Anura, Ranidae.
AUGUAUACACACACAGGCACGUACAGACAUGCAUAUACAUGUACAUACACAGACAAAUGUACACACACACAUACAUGUACAUACACACAGACACAUGUACAGAUACACACAUGUACACACACACACAACCCCCCCCCCCUAUAAAAGUUGCAGUACUUCUUUGUUCACUCACAGAGCCAGGUACUGCACUCUAGGGGGAGGCAGAGAGCACAGCACACAGUCCUUCCUUUGCUUUCACUGCGCUCAGCUAUCGAGGAGUCUGAAGUCUCCCAGUGACAAUGACAGAUCCGGCCUGAGCUCUGAGCCUGCUCAGCAAGACGGCCCUGGGGGAUACACUCACCCCCACCAUAAUUUCCACUCGCCAUUGGCAAGCAGACAAGUGGAAAUUUCAAAGCCUGCCAUAAACUGUCUGGUU